CGGUCUGUGCAUUCUCCGUAGUGCGUCAUAUCUUAACUGUCUCUACAGUCCAACACUUUUACCAUCGAAACUCUGGAUAUAUAUAAUAAAUACCGGUGGUUAAUAUAAGCAUAUACGAGUUAGCUAACAUCCUCGAUGCUCUUUGUCAAGGUGCAGCUUCAAUGGACUGGUUAGAAUGGACCGGAUGACGUAAAAGCCGUCUACCCCAUGACCAGACAGGCCUGUGUCCGAUGGACGGCCAGCCAGAUCGGUCGCGCUUCCUAUCCAGUUCGGCCGUGAUGGACACUGCCACACCCUCUCCUCUUUUCACGGAUUUGGCUCGACAUACCGCCGGUCUGGUACCCUCAUGUACAGCAGCAGACUCUUCUUUGCACAGUCGCUAUAUCCAGGCAUCUCUUCCGCUUGGAUCGGCUUCUACUUGUCCCUUUCUUGGUGGAAUGUAUGCAGGAUCACUACCUGCACCACCUAGUUCACCUUUUCGAUCACCAACAGGAAAUAUUCGACAGUUCUGGCCUCCUACACCACCACCAGAAGGAUACAGUAGAUAUGGUGUCAGCCCUGCUAUCUAUCCUAUAUUUCCUUCUGUUGCAUCUAUAGCUCCAUCCACUGAAAAUGGUACUUUGCUUAAUCCUGGAUUAAAUUCUCGACUUGGGACUUUACCAACUCAUUUUCCUCAUUUACUAGAUUCAUAUUCUGAUCCUACUUAUUAUUCAUCAGGAUAUGGACUUGGUUCUUCUCUUCCUCCUACAAGUCACAUAACUCCCAGUCUACCACUUUCAAAUCUUACUCCUACUUUAGACAGACAUCCAUCCUAUAUACCCUUAGUUGGACGUGUAAAGGGAUUAAAUAUUACAAGGCAGGCAACUGAUGAUGAUGAUUUACAUAGGGUAAAGAGCAGCACUAAUAGUUUUAUGACCUGGGAUACAUCUUACAAUUCAGAAAGUACGAAACCAACUAUUGGCAAGACUGAAUCUCAACCAAAAUCAAAAGAUUUUAGUAGCAACAAAGAUGAAACAAGAAGUGCCUCAUGUAAAGGGAAGGGAGAAAGUCGUGUCAGCAAUCGGAAAAAUGAAGUUAAACAUCAGAUAAAGCAAGCUGUAUCUUCUGGUGGAGAUAGUAAUAACAAGUCCACAUCUGUGAUAAAUCCCAGCUUGUCUAGUGUGCUGUCCGACAGCUAUGACUUAAAGUCACCAAAUUCUAAGAAUGGGCUUGAAUGCCCAAAAUGUGUUGUGAAUCCCAGUACUGUAGUCAGAACUGUGAACUCAGUUGAUCUUGCCAAUAGUGGUGACAGUGCUGUGAUAUGUUUAGGUCAUACACCUGCUGUGGCUACAGUUACACGAACUGUUGCUCCCUCACUUCCUAAUUGUGCAACUGCAAAUAAUCAUCUUAAUGUUGAAAAUGGAAAUGUAAAAUCUCAUCAAACUAUAGCUGGAUCAGUAACACAGCCUCCUACUGCAAUUACUUAUGUCAGUAGACAGUUAUGUUAUCAAUCUAUCUCAGAGAGCACUGUAUCAAAGUCAGUAACAGGAAAUAGUUCAUGUUUAAGUGUUAAAAUAUCAGGCCAUGUAACAUCUGUCAGUUCCUCACAGGUAGUAUUAGAUGGAAGAAAUGAAAAUAAAAGUUCAAUGGAAGAUGCAAAAUUGAACAUUGAGACUCCUGUUUGGACAGAACAGAAACCUGGAGAAAGUGAUAAUUCUAAGGACUUUCAAAAUUCAGAUGAAUUUCAGUCUGAGAAAUCAGAUAAAAAUCCUGUUUCGUGUUCAUUGUCGUCAAAUGUGCUUUCAUCAUAUUCUGAAAACACUCCAUCAUUGCAAAAUGUCUCACUAACAAAAGAUCAUUCCCAGCAUACUGUAAAAGUGCCAUCCACUGUUAGCACCAUUGUUCAUGCUCAUUCUUCAUCAAAUAAACUUUCAAAUGUGUGUUAUAAAAAUCUUAAAAAUACAAAAUUAAAUGAAUCAAGAAAAAUUUCCAAUAUUAAAGAAGUUAAUUAUUUACCAAUAGCAAUUCAACCGAAAAAGGAACAAUCAUCAGCUUGUAAGAUAGAACAAGUGAAGCCAUCUUUGCCAAAUAAUUGGAAUGAAUCUAGGAGCUUACAAAUAACAUGUGAUGGUGAUAUUGAACCUCAAGCAAUUAAUUUAUCACUCCCACAAAAGCUUCCUAAGUCAGAACCAAAUGAAUUGCCAAACUGUAAAAGUUCGAAUGUAAUGAAACUUCCAGUAACAGAAAAGAGUUAUUUGCCUGUAAAAUCUCUUGCUUAUAAUGAAUUAUCUUCCAAUUCUCAAGCCAAAACAAAUCAGUUAGAAACCUGCAUAAAACCAAAAAAAUUAAUAAGCUCUCAUUGGCCACAAACACAAAAUUUGGUAACACAUUUUGAAAGCAGCUCAUCCUGCCAGUCACAAGUGACAGCAGCUCGUUCACUGAGUUCUGUUUCUGUUCGAACUGUUAAAAGUUGCUUGAGUAAGCAGUCUGUGGUGCCUUCAAGUACUCCAUUGACAAAUGUAUCCUCGCUAGUCAAACCCACUCUUUCUACAACAACAAAAUCUAGUCUAAAAAGUGCUACUGCUAUCAAAAUAACAGGACGAGGAGCUGCAGACUCUAAUUGCCAUCGAAAUAGUCUUUCGGUCACGCCAACCUUAUCAAGUAGUAUUGAUAAUACUCGUAAAACCACCACAGAAGAAGGAGCCAAUAGCACAAAUUCAUUAACAACAACACUAUCUUUACCUUUUUCUGGAACAGUAAAUUCAUCUAUUCCAAUUGGGAUUGCCAUUGCCCAGCAACGCCAAGAAACGACAUUAUCUCCCAAACAAGAUGAAAAGCGUGAUAUUCCUGAACAGAAUACCCAUUUAACAUCAGUGCCAGUAACAAGUACUGCAAAUCUUGUAGAAUUAGUAAGAGAUCAUAAAACAACUGAUCGAAUACCUCGGCACUCUGCUCCUGCAGAUGCUGGUGGUGUCUUGGUAACAUUAGGACCUACAUUAAACUCAAACCAAUGGGACACAGAUAAUAACUCAAGAACAUCAAUAUCUCAGCCAUGGGUAACCCAUACUCCUGUUGUUACACCCACUGUGUGGGUAGGUCAGAGUGUUCCAACAACUCCAAAUGCUUCAACGUUACCUGUAAUGCCAGUCAGCACUUUGGAUACAACUCAGUUACCUGUGUCAACAGGAGGUUUCCAGUUAGCUAGAGAUCCAUUAACUGGUCAUUUAUAUCUCAUUCCAGCAACAAGUAUAGAAUUGACUGAUCAUUCGGGAAUGUGGCCUAUAUUUUUACCAUCUACAGGUUCUGUUUCGCUACAACAAGUUAUUCCCCAUUCUCAGACUAAUCAAGUUGUAGAAAAUGAUCAGGUUGGUGAUUCUACUGUCACAUUACAACAAUCACAAACUCAGAUCCAGUCCAUUAGGUUACAUUCAACGGCUCCAGCAGAUAAAACAUUUUGUGAUAUAAAUGCAACAGCAAGUCAAGAAAAUCACGAUACAUCUCAGUUUUUAUAUCAUUCUGUAAAACAAGAAAAUAAAGAUGAAAAGUCUACUGAUAUUCCAUUAUUGAAUGGAUUACCUGUAGCCACAGGUCAACCAUUUGCUUAUGCUGCAUUUUCUUUACAUGGUGGUACUAUUUCAUAUUAUUUUGAGCCAUCUUCAGUAGUUCAUUUAGCUCAAACGCAAGUAACUGCAUCCAUUCAGACAGAAUCAGGAAAAAGAUCUCAAGGUACUUCACCACUUCAUUCUGUUACGCCAUCUCCACCUCCUAAUAAUCCAUCAGAACAUGGCACUCAAGCAUCAGGAUCUGAUGAUCCACUUGAAGAAGAAGAAGAAAGUGAUGAUAGCAGUAGUUCCAAUCAAGUCUGUACUCAAACAAAAUUGAGCAACAAUGCAUUAGCUGUAGCAACAGCAACUCAAGUAGAUAUGAAUUCAGAUGACGAUUAUGAGGAAAGAAACGUUGAAACUUCCGAUUCUGCAUGCCAAACCGAAGCAAUUGUAGGUAAUGUUAGAGAAGAUGGGACAGAAGAUGAUAUUUCUUUACAAAGCCAAUUAGAUGUUGAAAAUAAUCCUGAUAGAGAAAACAGCAAUACAUUAUCUCCUCCAGAUUUAAGUACUUUAGAAAAAGCUCCCAAAUUAUCUGUUGCUACUGAAAAUAAUUUGAGUCAUACAGAUAUAAAUAAAUUAACAACAGAAAUUUGUCCCAGUGAUGUCGAAAUAUCCUUAGAUUCAACACCAGUGUUAACAGCAGAGAGUAAACCUGUUAUGGAUUUUAUCGAUCAUCAUGGAUUAGAUCUUUUAGUCGACAGCAUAGAAGAAUUUGCUUGCCGUGAACAAGAAAUGAAACAGGAAGACAGGGAAUCAUCUGAAACCAAUAGCUCCAAUGACAAAAAUGAAACUAAAACAGAAAAAAAAGAAGAAAAAGUAAUUUCAGAAAACAAUAAUAGCUCAACUUCCGAAGACAAAACUUCUUAUCCUAGUAUAGAUCCUUUAAGUGUAGAUGGUUUAGGUUUGCUAUGUGCUCUUGCCGAACAAAGAUUCCUAGAAGAAACAAUGAAUUCACGUGAAAGCAAAGAUAAAAAAUAUUUAAAUCAUUUAAAUCCAUGCAAACCUUCUUUAACAUUCAAAUCAGUAAAAAAACUUGAUAUUAAUAGUAAUGCAGUAGAUGAAAGAAAGUCUAUUUUAGAUUCUGUUUCAGUUUCUUCAAUUCAGAAAAAAAUGGGUUCAGAUCAGAAAUUUAGCAAAACUAUAAACUUGACAACUAGCGAUACAAUGGAUGCUACCGAAUUAGAAAUGAGGAUACGAAUGGCCGAAUUGCAACAUAAAUAUAAACAGAAACAGCAAGAACUUUCUCGUUUAAGACCAAAAAAACAAAAAGAUAUAGAUCUUUCUGUGAAAAAAUCAGUUGGAAAAGUAAAAGGACAACAGAUUUUAACAUAUUGUAAAGAAAAAAUUGCAAAGAAAUCAAAUGUUGUUGCAAUAAAUACUCAUGAAGUCACUCAUCAGAAUUUAAUUCCAGAGAAACCUAAAUGUGAGCCAGUAACUGAAAAACAAAACUCUAUAGAAAAAGCUCAAAAAGUAAGUAUUAAUCAAAAAUGUUCAAAUAAUCAGGCCUCAGAGUCACUCGCUUUUCUGUAUCUUAAAUUUUGGGGUGGGGGUGAAAGUAAUGAGCACAAUUGCCAUCGGCCCAUGGGACAUCCUUCCCUCGAUGCUACAUUGGGACACAAUAUCAAAUACAGUGCCUUUCACACUAGCAGGUGCAAGCACCUGCUAGUAAGGGAUUGGCCGAAGCGAAAAGAAAGAGCCUGGUUCAAUAUAAAGAAAGAUUCCUCCAACAUAUGCUGGAUGGCAGUACAGCCGACAUACCAAAAUCUAUUCUUCAGAGUUGCAUUUCCUUCUACGGAGAUUAAAAAUAAGUAUUCUAAACAUCCCUACGUUUUUGGCAUUUCUAAAUCAGAGACAAUUAAUGAAUCUGUUGAAAACAUAAAGCAAUCUUCUGUAGCAUCUUUGCCAUUAUCUCAUGAAAAAAUUAAAACUAAUACUACUGCUACUACAACUACUACUAUCACUACUGCUAUUACAUCUGUUACUACUACUACUACAUCAUUGGUAAAAAGCAAUUUAGAUAAAAAGAAAGUUCCACAAGUUAGUCAGUCUGCAAAAGAUGAUGAUAAAAAUGAAGCAGAAGUUCUGAAAUUACUUAAAACAGAAAAUACUGCAGAAACAGUCAUAGAAUCAACAACAUCUGAAAAAUCUUCUGAGGAAAAUAGUUACAAAACAGACAAUACAGAAACAGUAAAAAUAAAUAAAGAAAAACAAAAUAUUACAAAAGAUGAACCAGGAAAGAAAGUUCCAUUUUUUGAUGAAGCAGUAUGGUCCAUUAGAAGAAGUGAAAGAAUUUUUCUUCAUGAAGCUGGUGUGGUAAAGUCAACAUAUGAAAACAGUUCUUCUUGUUCAAGUAAAAACAAACGCACUAUAUCAACUUUAACCACAAAACUAACUGAAAAGUCAUCAUUAUCAUCAACUCUUUCCUUAUCUGCCUUAUCCAAAUCUGAUAAUGUUGUAAAGGCAAAAUUAAAUCAUAAGACUUCUGAUUCUGUUCUGAAAACUAAAAGGAAAAUUCCUAUUAAAAAAUCAAAUGAGUUAGCAGUUAAAAAGACAUCUAAAGUGCAGAGUAAGCAGAACCAGGUGGAGCUACUUUCUGUUGUUAAAAAGAGCAGUACGGAUUCGUCAUCGUCGUCAGAUUCUGACAGUUCCGACGAUAGCGACAGCAGUUCCAGCACUAGCAGUGAUGAUAGCGACGAUACUCCAUUAAGUGCCCUGAUCAAGAGACCUCUACCGACACCAUCUGAUGCAAUAGCAAAAGCCAAAUCUUGUGUCAUGACAGCAGAAAAAUUGCAAGAUAAACAGCGUGUAUUAAUGAUGGAAGACGGAUUGUUCUAUGCAGGAAAUGUUAUUGCCAUUCAUGCACCGGACGUCUAUGGAAUUCAUUUGGAUGGAGACAGAGGAAGCAGGCUUCGUAUUUAUUCAAUGGAAGAAAUGUUAAAAGAGACAGUUUUAGAGGUAAAACCAACUUCACAUCAUCAUCUUAUUGAAGGUUCCAGAGUUUGUGCAUUUUGGAGUCAGCAGUACAGAUGUCUGUAUCCUGGAACAGUAACAAAAUCAAAUUCUGUGCCCAGUGACGAUCUGAUAUAUGUGGAAUUUGAUGACGGCGAUUCCGGUCGCAUUCCUCUCGAAGACAUUCGUCUGUUGCCUCCUAAUUAUCCUAUUGUCACUGUGAAGCCGACACCACUUCUGGCACUUAAACGAAGGCACUGUGCAGCUUCAAGCAAACAAAGUAUGGACGAUAAAAAAUUAGCAGAUUCCAUACGGGAAUCUUGUCAAAUGAACAAAAAAACUAAAAUUUUAUCAAAUUCAAGUAAGAAAUCAAAAACAAAUCAGUUGGAAAAAAGUUCCCAUACUUCAUUCCAUUUGCCAAAGAAUGCAACAUCGUCUGUUACUGUAACAAAUAGCAACAACAGUAAUGUGUUAUCUACGACACAGCCCGUUGGUUUAUCUCUGUUAACAUCAAAGAAAGUAAUUAAAACUAAUUCCAAGAUAGCAUGUGCCAAGGAAAUAGGUGAAAAAUUAGAUAAAGAAAAACUGAACUCUUCAAGCAAAUUAACUACUAUGGCGACAAAUAAGCCAAAGAAGCACAAAAAACAUCGUGAUGAAUCAAAACAUCAUCAUCAUCACCACCAUCACCAUCACCAUCACCACAAAAAGCACAAAAUCAAUAAACAAAAAGUGUCAUCGUCAUCUGAGCAGUCAGGGGUGUCUCCAGUUUAUGCAUCUCCAUUGGAAAGUCCAUUUAAUGGGAGUAAUUACACCUUUUCAUCAGAUUUGUCACCUGUGUCCGCAUCAUCUCUCAAUGCCAAUUCCAGCCUUUCUGUACAGUCUAAUUUACAGAAUGAUAGGAAAAAAUCUGAAUUAACUGUUAAAAUUAAGACAAAUACUACAGAAUCUCUACCUCAUCAUCACGAUGAACUGGAUAACAACUCCUCAAAAAACAGUAGUGACUGUUCCGAUACCAGUGAUAGCUCUGACGAUGACAGUAUUGACAGUGUUCCCCAAGAAAAGAAAGCUAAGAUUGUAAGCAGUCAUUCCGAAAACGGUGAAAAGAAACGGCGCGAUAGGAGGCCGUCAGUAGAAAAGAGCAAAAUUGCAGCAUUCCUGCCAGCGCGCCAGUUGUGGCGAUGGUCUGGUAAUUGUUUCCGACGUCGUGGUACAAAAGGAAGAGCAAAGAAAGAUUAUUACAGAGCUGUUACUAGGGGGAAAGAAACUAUAAAGGUGGGAGACUGUGCGGUAUUUUUAUCUACUGGUAGACCUCAUCUGCCGUACAUAGGACGCAUCGAGACCAUGUGGCAGUCGUGGGGUGGAAACAUGGUCGUCAAAGUAAAAUGGUUUUAUCAUCCCGAAGAAACCAGAGGUGGAAAACGGCUAGCAGGUUUAAAGGGUGCACUCUUCCAGUCUUCCCAUCUUGAUGAAAAUGAUGUCCAAACAAUUUCUCACAAGUGUGAAGUUUUAUCUUGGGAAGAAUAUAAGAAAAGGAGGGACCAAGAGGUGUGCCAAAACCCAACGUUUGGCUCAAUAUUCGACAACAAUGACAUCUACUACUUAGCGGGAACAUACGAACCCACGACAGGAAUCAUCACAAUGGAACCUGGGAUAACCUGAGACAGAAUUUAUAUCAUACAACUUUCCUAGUGUAGUUGCCAUUGCAAAGUAAUAUUACAGAAUACCCUUAAACUGUGGACUUUAAUUUUCCGGAUAUUAUGGGAGAUGUGUGGCUUUCCAAUUUUGCAAACAGUUGCUUCCAAAAUGAAAUAUAUUGAAGAUAAAAUAUAAAUAUAUAUAUAGAUAUAUAUUCACACACCCCCUUCCAAACAAACCUUGAUCCUACUGCAGUCAUGUUUUAUGAUAUUUUUGCCAUUGUAGAAUGCAUGGUAGAUUUCAGUUGUCAGUGAAAAACAUGCAAGGUGGAAGUAAUGAGUGAUUAUUGUCCAUAAUGUUAUCAGUUUCCAAAAGGAAAAUGAAAUUAAUGUAGAUUGGGCCCUAUUGUUGUGAGCUUUUUCUCUGUAUAUCUAAAAUAUUUACCGUACGGCAGUCGAACUGUUGUUUAAAGAUUUUUUUGUUGUCAGUUUAUGUUCUUUGUUAUUGAAGGGUCCAUAAAGAUUUAACGAUUUCUUUUAAAGUACAAUGUUGCUUGUUUGAAAAGUAUAUCUCAUCGGCUUGUUAUGAUGUUAUCGCUUUUACACAACUAAGUUGUGAUUUACUAGUGUAAGAAUAUUUUAAAGUACCUGGUUAUAGAGUUAGUUGCCAUCUCAAUAGCUUCAAAAUGUUGGAUUAUAUAUGUUCUAAAUUUUGUUACAGUUUUAAUGUUAUCAUCUAGAAGAAAUGCAAGAGCAUAAGUGUAACCCAUUAAAAAGAAAAAAAAAAACACAUUUAAAAUAUCGAGGCAAUCCGUCGUCGAUUGCCAACAUAAUUUGGUGCAGCUGAAAUUGUUAUAAUGAGCUUUAGCAAAGUUGUUAAUAAAAAUGUUGGCACAGUUUUAUUUAAAGAGGCAAAUAAAUUUAUAAAUUUUAUGGUAAAUUUUAAUCUAUGUAUAGAGUGUAAAAAAAUUGGCCAUUUUCUUUCUAUAACUCUUUUUAUCUGCUGGCAACGAGUCUAAUCGACAGUAACAACUAAAUGCACAAAAGUUUCUUAUGCAAAGCAUUGUCAUACCAGACGGUUGUCAGUGCAGACUCCAGCUACCCACCAAAGACCGAGUAGUUUUAGAAAGGCACAAUCUCCAGUUUAACCGGCUACGUAACUACCGUGGGGAUAAUGCACCCUUAACGGUAGCAAAAGUGUUGAUUGUCCUAGUAGUUGACCAUAUGCAAAAAAAAAAAAAUUAAAAAAGUUAAAAAAAAUAAUAUUCAAAAGUGAUCAUAAGCAUUACUUUAGCAGUGUAAGUUGCACCACUUGUACAGUGUGUAUAAAGUCUGUGUAUUAUAAGGUAUAUCCCAGUGAAACCCUGUCUAUUUUUAUAAAGUUGUAUGGAGUGUGUCUAGCAAGGUACUGGUUUGUAUAUAGAAUCAUUAUUAUAAGCUGGGACAGAAAUUAUUUUGUCGGUAAUGGAUGUUUGAAUUAAAUGUUUCAGGAUGCAAGUCGGAGCCAGACAUGCAAAAUUUAACAAUAUACAAUGAAAAAAUAUAAAAAAAAAUAUAUAUAUACAAAAUAGUAUUUUCUUCUGUCGAGAAAAUUUCCAGAGCAAUUGUUUUUAUUAUUGGUUGUUAACUCAUUUGAGUCGUUUACCAGAAUACAUAGCUAGCACCGUAAGCACGUAAUUUUCACAUAUCGACUGUUUUCACGGUGCAGAAAAUUUUCUCCUCUUAUAGAAUCGUCGGCCUGUUGGGAUUUGUUUGCCAAUUACUCAGUGUUAAAAUAGGCAAGGUAGUUAAUUGUUUCUUGCUAUUAUGCUUCAGUGGCAUGUCCACCAUCAAGGCUCCUGUAACUGAUAGAUGUUGUGUACAGAUUUCUGUUGUAAUAUGAACAUAAAACUAUUGUGACGUAAGCAUUUUAUUCUACCCAAUUGUUGCAGCUGCUUUUGUGGCAAAAUCUAUUAAAUUCAUUUUCCCUUGCUAUU
Centruroides sculpturatus (bark scorpion) is the source of this 10143-nucleotide messenger RNA. RefSeq names its product serine-rich adhesin for platelets-like (gene wge). Lineage: Eukaryota; Metazoa; Arthropoda; Arachnida; Scorpiones; Buthidae. The record is from RefSeq and is a predicted model, not a curated record. The transcript is spliced from 32 exons. Bases 231 to 8192 code for a protein of 2653 amino acids. Gene Ontology annotation, molecular function: chromatin binding.